UUGUUUGUUUACUUCCGGUUUGUGACAGGAAGUGGAGCCACGCUACACCGGAACUGGCCUGUGAGCUGGAGCAGGACUCCUCGCAAUUCCCAUCAUUCGCCAAAGGGUUGGUUCUCCCAGCUCGCUUCCAACUCCAUAGCCAUUUACUUGUUAACCUGCACAGGGAAUGUAGAAUGGCCGUGGCGUUCGGGAAGCUCGUCGUCGGCGUCUUUGUGGAAAUAAAGCGUAGUGAUGGACGCAUACAUGAGGCGAUGGUGACAUCUCUGAACGAGGACAAUGAGAGCGUCACGGUGGAGUGGGAGGAGAAAGGAGACACAAAAGGGAAAGAGAUUGAUUUGGAGAGUAUAUUUUCACUUAACCCCGAUAUGUGUCCAGAUGAAGAAAUUGUCCGGAGUCCAGAGACUCCCCCUCCUACUACAGGUGUAAAGGUCAAUAAAAUAGCAAAGAACCGUGGGACGAUAGCACCUUCAAAGAUUGACACUCCAUCCAGGGACAGUAGAGUGAUUCUGACUCAGGCCCGACCCCAUCAGUCUCAACACGCUGAAUCGGCAGCACUGCCCCCUCCAUCACAGCAGGCUCUGCCUCCCCACGCUCCCACACAGCAACAGCUGCAGAAUGAGUCUUUACAUCAGCCGCUUACCAGAAAGGAGAUUGGACAACUUUCGAGGAGGAAGUCAAACUGUGUGAAGGAGGUGGAGAAGCUGCAGGAGAAAAGGGAGAAGCGUCGGCUCCAGCAACAGGAGCUGAGGGAAAAGAGGGCUCAGGAGGUGGACACAACCAUUCCUAAUUUUGAGAUCAUGUGCAUGAUUAGGGAUUUCCGUGCAAGUCUAGACUACCGACCUCUGACUGCAGCAGAUCUGAUUGAAGAACACAGAAUAUGUGUAUGUGUGAGGAAGCGUCCACUGAACAGGAAAGAGCUCACCAUGAAGGAUUUGGACGUGAUAACCAUUCCCAGUAAAGACGUGGUGAUGGUACACGAACCUAAACAGAAGGUGGACCUGACUCGCUUCCUGGAGAACCAAACCUUCCGCUUCGACUACGCUUUUGAUGACGCCACAACCAAUGAGAUUGUUUACAGGUUCACUGCCAGACCAUUAGUGGAGACCAUAUUUGAGAGGGGCAUGGCCACCUGCUUCGCCUAUGGGCAAACAGGAAGUGGUAAAACACAUACAAUGGGUGGAGAUUUUUCUGGGAAGAACCAAGACUGCUCUAAAGGAAUUUACGCAUUGGCUGCUCGGGAUGUAUUUCUCAUGUUGAAGAAACCCAAUUACAAGAAACUAGAGCUACAAGUGUAUGCAACCUUUUUUGAAAUCUACAGUGGAAAGGUGUUUGACCUGCUGAAUCGCAAAACCAAACUGAGAGUGCUGGAGGACCGGAAGCAGCAAGUGCAGGUUGUGGGGCUUCAGGAGAAGGAGGUCAAGUGCACAGAGGAUGUCCUGAAACUCAUAGACUUGGGUAACAGCUGCAGGACGUCGGGACAGACGUCGGCCAAUGCCCACUCGUCUCGCAGCCACGCCGUGUUCCAGAUUAUUCUUCGGAGGAAGGGAAAGUUGCACGGCAAGUUCUCCCUCAUCGACUUGGCCGGGAACGAGAGGGGUGCCGAUACUUCAAGUGCUGACCGCCAGACUCGCCUGGAGGGUGCGGAAAUCAACAAAAGCCUGCUGGCCCUCAAGGAGUGCAUCAGGGCUCUCGGCCGCAACAAGCCGCAUACUCCUUUCCGAGCGAGUAAACUCACGCAGGUCCUGCGAGACUCCUUCAUUGGUGAAAAUUCCCGUACGUGCAUGAUUGCAACUAUCUCUCCUGGUAUGACAUCCUGCGAGAAUACCCUGAACACACUCCGCUACGCCAACAGAGUGAAGGAGUUUGGGAUUAGUCCGUCAGACAUCCCCUUCUCCCAGGGUGGUCAGGGGAGUCGCCCCGAGCACUCUCCGACCAAUACCUUUGACUAUGAUGACUUUGCUGCUACUCCCCCUGGCAGGGUGAAGGAACUUACUGUGGACCACAAUCAGGUGACAGAGGGAGGCCGUGCCAACAUCCACGCCGUCACCCAGCUGGAGUUUUUAGAGGAAGAAUGGCAAAACAGUUCGCCACAGAGAGAUGACCUCAAACUGCUCUGUGAGCAGAAUGAAGAGGAAGUGUCUCCUCAGCUCUUUUCCUUCCACGAGGCUGUCUCUCAGCUGGUGGAAAUGGAGGAGCGGGUCCUAGAAGACCACCGGGCUGUUUUCCAGGAGUCCAUCAGGUGGCUGGAGGACGAGAAGGAGCUCUUGAAGAUGACAGAAGAGGAAGUAGACUACGACGUGGAAUCUUAUGCCACUCAGCUGGAGAAGAUCCUGGACCAGAAGAUAGACAUCCUCACUGAGCUCCGAGAUAACGUGAAGUCUUUCCGCUGUGCUCUCCAAGAGGAGGAGAAGGCCAGCAAGCAGAUCAACCCCAAGAGGCCACGUGCUCUUUAGACAAUAUGAGGAGGUUGGAAGAGAACCACUAGACAAAAGUUCGUUUGCCUGUGAAAGCACAAAUAAAAGGACUGACCAUCCCAACAGACUCAAACAAUCGCAACUGUUCUGACUCGUCAUAGAAACAUGAGACUGUGUUGCUUUGGUCUUGUUAGGAAAUUUAGAAAGAAAACUUGGGAAAUAAGUUUUUGUUUUUCUUCAUGGAGAAUGUUUAGGACUCGAACCAUUCUUCUUAAAUUAUUUUCUUUAAUACUUGUUUGUACUUUUGAACUGAUUUGUUUUUGGGGGAGAGUUUUGCCACACAAAACCAGUGUUUGGUUUCCGGUUGCCCUGGCUAACACGUAGUCUGCUUGUGCAAUGAUGUUAUGGCAUCCUCAUGCUUUUUGGCACUCUAUAGUCAUGUUUGAUAUGCAGUCUGUUUCCCUCUCACAUUUUACCUGUGCGGAAGAAGCAGCGGAGUGAAAUAUUGUUAGCCUAAAAGCACAAGUCACUGAUGUGUGCUUCAUUAAAAUUAAGAUUGACUUGAAUUUUUUUUUUUUUUUUUCUUUGUAGAUUUCCAGAUCCUGAAGGUUGAAUUUGAUUUUUUUUUCAUGUUUUCCAAAAACGUCCAAAAGUGACUCAGGCAAUUGUGCUAACGAUGUUUCUUGUGUCCCUGAAAAAGACUUAAGUGUAGUACGCUUCUAUUUGUGCCAUUUCAUGCUAUGCGUCAAUAGUUUCUAAACUUGAUGUUCAACAUAUUUCCCACCCAUUACACUUUGUUAUAAAAACAACUGGGAAACACCUAACAAUAAAUGUAUAGUGAAGAACACUAUUACAUUGUAGUCUUUGUAGCAAGAGGCCAAGGUUUAAAAUCUCAUUUAAAAAAACAGCCGUUUAGGGCACGGAACCAUAUUUUGUUAAGUAGAAUUAUAUUGAAAAGUAUAUGAAAUGCUCAGUAUUGUAAAAUAAUUCUGACAUGAAAUAUCAAAGUCAUUUUGUGACUGACUGCACAAUGCUACUCGCAAUUCCUACAAGGCACAUCGGCAUGGAGUAUUGCUGCAAGUUCAUUUUGGCUAAGCAGUAGCACCUCUUAAUCAUUCAAGUCUGAUUUGUGAGUAAAGAACAGUUUAUUCCAUGUAAAAAGGUAGCUUCCUCCCACUAGUAACUAGAGAUUGAAAUUGAUAAGAAUUUAGCGAUUCUGAUUCCAUUAUCUAUGACUCGUUUCCCAAUAGUGCAGUACUUUUUUUAUUUUUUUACUCUUUAAAAAUCUUCACAGCAUAUUAUGUUGAUCAUAUCCAGUAUGCACUCAUACGUAUGUCAAGACACCAAAAAGAUGUAUGCAGUUUUUGAGUACCUUACAAGAUAUUGGAGUGCCUUAGUAAAUUGUCCAGUACAACUCUUAUUGGUCCGGAGAAAAUGAAAUGUUUAUGACGAAAUUAUACAACUUUUAAAAUUGAUACUGAGAACAGUCAAAAGCAGAGCCUUUUUCAUUAAUCCUGACAGUUUAUCAACUCUUUUAAUCCAGGUUUUUUUUUCCCCCGGUGGGUAAAUUUCCCAAUAUAUGGAUUGUUCUGUAAAAAUAUAUAUGGUUUUGCAAAAUACCUUUUGCAUUAUAGAAAGCUGACUCUUUAGAAGAAGAAAACAAGUGAGCAUUGUGUUGGAAGCGGAAUCAAUAAGCAGGAUUGUCAGGCGAGCAAAACAAUUGCUAGGAAUCGUAUUAUUGGGAACCAGUUCUCAAAAAAAAGUUUUCAAUUCCCAUCCCUCCCUGUAACCCAAGUUUAAAUCCUGACUCAGAUGUUUUGUCAAGGGGCAAUUAUUUUAUUACAGGAUGCUUUCUCAAGAUUUUGAUGAGGUUAAAGGAUAAUCUUGACAUACAAACCCAUAUAUGCUCAGUAUAACACUAAAUAGUACACUGAAGAAGCUCAAUAUGAGUUCAUGACGUGUGUGUGUAUACAUAUAUAUAUACCAUAUAUAUUUUACAAUUAGAUAAAAAUUUCUCAUAGGGCUCCAGACAGAAGAAAUUCUGUAGUCUUUGAGCUGCUGAACACCAUGCACUGGUGUGUCUCCUCACCUCCAUACCUUUAAGAAAAGUGGAUCCCGGCCGAGUUAAACGCAUGAAGCAAUCUGAGGAAUAAAAGCAAUGGAUUAGAAAUGCAUUCAUCAAGUGAACACAAUGUACUUUUUUGACCAAUGAUUCUAAAAUAAGAAUAGAGUUCUCUAUUUUUUGCAGGUAUUGGAAAAUAAUUCCUGCAAGUCUUUCUGACUUGUAACAAAAUAGCAAAACAAUUAUAAAGACGCCUGUGAAUAUUCUCAUUCAUCCAGGUCAUUUCAUUCUCACGGCAUUGAAUCAAUCGCAACUGCAAUGUUCUGUUUAUCUUAGAAGACGUUUCGUUUCGCCUCUCAUCCGAGCAGGCUUCAUCAGAUCAUGCAACAAGGCUUUGGACACACAAGCCAGUGUUGGUGUGGAAAACUAUUUAUGCUCCAACUUAGAAGCAUGCCCCACACCACGUAUGGAAUCAAUUAUUUUGGAAUGCAAAAAAGGGCGGGAGCUGUUAAGCCACCUGGCUGAGAGGCCAUUGUCAGUCCAUCAGAGUUGUCUAGUGGAAACUUCCUGUUUGUGGAGUUACCUAUUGUUCAAGGAGGCAGAAUUAUUGAGUUUCUUUGGAAUGGACGAAAGGAUGGCAUUGGAAAUAGGUGAUUCCCCCCGUUAAGUGAUGGUUUUUCCACACAAACACUGGCUAGUGCCCUAGCUAAGCCUUGUUGCAUGAACUGAUGAAGCCUGCUCGGAUAAGAGCUGAAACGUCUUCUAAGACCAACAGAACAAUCCAGUUGCUAGCGAUAUAAUUUCUCAGGACAUUGCAAAGACAGUAGACCAGGUUUGCAGGAAUGGCAUUCAACAGAUAGGGGGGGAAGUAUCCAACUUACACCAUAAAGUCAUCAAUGUCCAUAGACCUGGCCCUCUUUUCACUGAAUUUUGCUCCCUGUAAGACGCUCCCUAUUUUCUUGGUGAUGCUGAAGUCUACUGGCACUUCCUGUAAGGAUGAAGAUGUUAUUGUUCCAACUUGUGUGUCACAGACAAUUGCUGUACUCAUUUUCAUGGUAGACCCACCACAUUGUGUACCGAGCAGUGGAUUCUGUAGUUCUUCUCCAGGAGCUGCUCGACUGCGGUCGACCUG
Messenger RNA from Phycodurus eques (leafy seadragon), 5608 nucleotides. Its product is annotated as kinesin-like protein KIF2A. Gene Ontology annotation, biological process: microtubule-based movement. The record is from RefSeq and is a predicted model, not a curated record. Gene Ontology annotation, molecular function: microtubule motor activity; ATP binding; microtubule binding. The transcript is spliced from 22 exons. Lineage: Eukaryota; Metazoa; Chordata; Actinopteri; Syngnathiformes; Syngnathidae. Bases 174 to 2453 code for a protein of 759 amino acids.